This is a messenger RNA of Pantherophis guttatus, 3150 nucleotides long. RefSeq names its product glutamate decarboxylase 1-like. Lineage: Eukaryota; Metazoa; Chordata; Lepidosauria; Squamata; Colubridae. The record is from RefSeq and is a predicted model, not a curated record. Gene Ontology annotation, cellular component: cytoplasm; presynaptic active zone. Gene Ontology annotation, molecular function: glutamate decarboxylase activity; pyridoxal phosphate binding. Gene Ontology annotation, biological process: GABA biosynthetic process.
GAAGCACUGAGCAGUCUAGAAAUAUAAAACUAUGUGCUCCGUAAUAAAAUAAAUAAGUUCAGCAAGACGUACAUUUGUGAACACUUAUGUUCAGUUCUAUUGCUACAAUUUUUUCUUGUCUUUUUUGUUUUUAGUAUUGUGGAUAUUACUCAGUGGUGCAUGAUAAUUCAGAGGAAAGCAGAUGGAUUUCCAGAUGAUUACCCAUACAACAAAUGGGCCGGCCCAUUCAGAACCUCACCGACAAAAAUCCAAACAUAUUUCUACUUUCCAUGGAGAAUGUGAAGAGAAAGAAAAAAAAUCUGCUUUUCAAAACUUUGAAACAAAUUUUUCAAACAUAUAUGGGUCAGAUUUGUUGCCAGCUUGGAAUGGUGAGGAAUGCACCAAACAUUUUCUUCAUGAAGUAGUCGAUAUUAUCUUCAGUUAUAUCAAAAAGGCCGUUGACAGAAAGAGCAAAGUGCUUGAUUUCCACCAUCCACAUCAGCUUCUGGAAGGGCUAGAAGGCUUCAAUUUGGAACUCUCUGAUCACCCUGAACCUCUGGAGCAAAUUCUUGUAGACUGCAGGGACACCUUGAAAUAUGGUGUUAAAACAGGACAUCCCCGUUAUUUCAACCAACUUUCCAGUGGCCUUGACAUUAUAGGACUUGUUGGAGAAUGGUUGACAGCUACUGCAAAUACAAACAUGUUUACAUAUGAAAUAGCACCAGUAUUCAUCAUAAUGGAGGAGAUCCUGCUGAAGAAAAUGCAGGAAAUUAUUGGAUGGGAAGAAAGGGACUCAGAUGGCAUAUUUUCUCCAGGGGGAAGCAUAUCAAACCUCUACAGUGUUUUAGUUGCUCGCUAUAAAUACUACCCUGAGAUUAAAACCAAAGGCAUGGCAGCCCUUCCAGAGAUCAUAUUAUUUAUUUCUGAACAUAGUCACUAUUCUAUAAAAAAGGCAGCAGCAGUUGUGGGAAUUGGGAUGGAUAAUGUUAUUGCUAUCAAAUGUGAUGAAAGAGGGAAAAUGAUUCCAUCCGAACUGGAGGAAAAUAUUAUCAAAGUCAAGAGACAGGGAAAAAUACCACUGUAUGUUAGUGCCACAGCUGGGACAACAGUCUAUGGAGCUUUUGAUCCUCUUGUCAAUAUUGCUGACAUUUGUGAAAAAUACAAUCUUUGGAUGCAUGUGGACGCAUCAUGGGGAGGUGGUUUACUAUUGUCAAGAAAGCAUUCCCAUAAAUUGAGCGGCAUUGAACGAGCCAACUCUGUUACAUGGAAUCCUCACAAACUGAUGGGUGUUCCGCUACAGUGCUCAGCUUUUUUAGUCCAUGAAAAGGGUCUUCUCCAAGCCUGCAAUCAGCUCUGUGCUGACUAUCUCUUCCAACCAGACAAGGUUUAUGAUACAGUUUAUGACACCGGAGACAAGACAAUCCAGUGUGGCCGACAUGUUGAUGUCUUCAAACUAUGGUUAAUGUGGAGAGCUAAAGGCACAGGAGGAUUUGAAAUUCUUAUCAACGAAUUUUUGGAACUUGCAGAAUAUCUUUACAAGGAACUCAAGACAAGAAAUAACUAUGAGCUGGUUUUUGAUGCUGAGCCUGAAUUCAGCAAUGUAUGUUUCUGGUAUAUCCCACCAAGUCUUCGACAUAUCCCAAAAGGGCCAGAAAGAGACAAAAGACUUCAUCAGGUUGCUCCAAAAAUGAAAGCAAGGAUGAUUGAAGAAGGCACUACUAUGGUUAGCUAUCAACCUUUGGGGGACAAUGUGAACUUUUUCCGAAUGGUCUUCUCCAAUCCAGCAACCAAAAAAUCAGAUGUUGAUUUCCUCUUGGAAGAAAUUGAAAGGCUUGGGAAGGAUUUAUGAUAAUCUGAAAAAAAAAAGUAUUAUUAGUAUUGUGGUCAGUCUCUACAGCAGUGUUUCUCAACCUUGACAGCUUUAACAUGUUUGUACUUCAGCUCCCAGAAUUCCCCAGCUAGCCCUCUUGACAAUUCUGGAAGCUGAAGUCCACAUUUUAGAGUUAUCAAAGUUGAGGAACACAAAUUGACAAGAGUCUGUGGUUAUUAUUUUCUUUUCAUAAAAGUGCUGUGCUGUAGUUUCCUUUCAUUUUGCUAUUUGUUGAAGUGAAAUUCAAAGGUUUGAAACAUACUGAGAAGGGAGUUACAGUAGAUCUGAUGAAAUACACCAUUUUCCAAGAAACUUGUAUUUGUAUGUUAAGUGGGUAAAGAAUCUUAUAUGUCUUUUUACUCAAAGCAGUGAGCAUUGUUUUUGCAUAAGCUUAAAAACUUCAUGUGAUCCUGCUGUGAUGUAUGAUCAUUUAAAUCCCCAAAGGUAUAUUAUGUGUGAGAAUCACCAUGCACAAUACAAGCACUGGGUGUUUUAAAAACCCCACAUAGACACAUCUCAUGGCACUAUGUUCAGGGUCGAGAUAGAUCCAAGACUGCAGUCCUUCUCACUGCACUCCACUAAACCAAUGAUUAUCAGAAAUACAGUUAGUCCUUGACUUACAAUGAUUCAUUUAGUUACGGUUCAAAGUUACGAUGCUGGAAAAACUGACUUUUGACCAUUUUUUACACUUAUGAUCAUUGCAAUAGCCCCAUGCAGUGGUUGCAGCAGUGAUCAAAAUUUGGAUGCAAAGACAAAGUGGAAAUGAAAAAAAAAGGACUACAACUAGAAGUAAUCCUGCAUAAUAAAGAUUAUUUGGAUCCCUUUCAGUCAGGGCUCAAGCCUAGGCAUGGGGCAAAAACACAUUGGUCAUUGGCAGGAUGUGGGUGAGGAUGGCACACUUCUCUUAGUCCAAUACUUUUGGAAAUGCAUGCACUAAAUAGACACAACCUAGUCAGAAAGGAUGCCCACUUCCUAUGAGACCAAGAGACAAGCAGGCAAAACCCCCAAAGAUGGCUUUCUUGGUAGCAACUCCAUCACUUCAGAGUACCUUAUUCUAGAAAGUCAAGAUGCUGUUCCCAUUCAGUAAUUAGAAAGAUGGUUAGGAAUUCGAAAGUUUUUCUUCAUGGGGCAUUUGAAUGGAAGAGCAGUGACAGCAUAGGUAAUGAUUGCAUUGAUAUUAAUGGAUUGAUUUUACAUUGAAUGUUGAUUUUAGUGCUUGUAAGCCAUUAGAGCCUAGUCAGUAGGUUAAGUAGCACUAAGUUAUUGUAAUUAAAUCAAUAAAAUCAAUAGAGAUUGUUUAA